Molecule: messenger RNA, 1836 nt
Organism: Molossus molossus (Pallas's mastiff bat)
Lineage: Eukaryota; Metazoa; Chordata; Mammalia; Chiroptera; Molossidae
Gene: GPR153
Product: G protein-coupled receptor 153
Exons: 5
Coding region: 1-1836 (611 amino acids)
Biological process (GO): G protein-coupled receptor signaling pathway
Cellular component (GO): membrane
Molecular function (GO): G protein-coupled receptor activity
Source: RefSeq, a predicted model, not a curated record
AUGAGUGAUGAGCGGCGGCCGCCGGGCAGCGCCGUGGGCUGGCUGGCAUGCGGCGGCCUCUCUCUGCUGGCCAACGCCUGGGGCAUCCUCAGUGUGGGUGCCAAGCAGAAGAAGUGGAAGCCUCUAGAGUUCCUGCUGUGCACGCUCGCGGCCACCCACAUGCUCAAUGUGGCGGUGCCCAUCGCCACCUACGCCGUGGUGCAGCUGCGGCGGCAGCGCCCCGACUACGAGUGGAACGAGGGCCUCUGCAAGGUCUUCGUCUCCACCUUCUACACCCUCACCCUGGCCACCUGCUUCUCUGUCACCUCCCUGUCCUACCACCGCAUGUGGAUGGUUCGCUGGCCGGUGAACUACAGGCUGAGCAACGCCAAGAAGCAGGCGGUGCACACUGUCAUGGGCAUCUGGAUGGUGUCCUUCAUCCUGUCGGCCCUGCCUGCUGUUGGCUGGCACGACACGAGCGAGCGCUUCUACACCCACGGCUGCCGCUUCAUCGUGGCUGAGAUCGGCCUGGGCUUUGGCGUCUGCUUCCUGCUGCUGCUGGGAGGCAGCGUGGCCAUGGGCGUGGUCUGCACAGCUGUCGCCCUCUUCCAGACGCUGGCCGUGCAGGCGGGCCGCCGGGCUGACCGCCGUGCCUUCACCGUGCCCACCAUCGUGGUCGAGGACGCACAGGGCAAGCGCCGCUCCUCCAUCGACGGGUCCGAGCCUGCCAAGACCUCGCUGCAGAUCACGGGCCUGGUGGCCACCAUUGUCUUCAUCUAUGACUGCCUCAUGGGCUUCCCCGUGCUGGUGGUAAGCUUCAACAGCCUCCGGGCAGAUGCCUCAGCUCCCUGGAUGACGCUGUGUGUGCUGUGGUGCUCAGUGACCCAGGCCCUUCUGCUGCCCAUGUUCCUCUGGGCCUGCGACCGCUACCGCGCCGACCUCAAGGCUGUCUGGGAGAAGUGCAUGGCCCUCAUGGCCAACGACGAGGAUUCGGACGGUGAUACCAGCUUGGAGGAUGGCGCGCCUCGGGACCUGAUCCUGGAGCGCUCCCUCGACUACAGCUAUGGGGGCGACUUUGUGGCCCUGGACAGGAUGACCAGCUAUGAGCUGUCCCUGGAGGGGGCCCUGCCCCAGUUCUACCAGCUGGGGCCCUUGCAGGAGGACAAGAUGCAGUACCUGCAGGUCCCGCCCACGCGACGCUUCUCGCACGAGGACGCAGACCUUUGGGCCGCGGUCCCGCUACCCGCCUUCCUGCCGCGCUGGGGCUCUGGGGAGGACCUGGCCGCCCUGGUGCAGCCCUCUGGGCCCGACCCGCGCCCCGACCGCCUGCGGGCCCUCGCCGAGGACACGCCCCCGUUCCGUCCGCGCCGCCGCUCGGCCGAGAGCCUGCUGUCGCCGCGCCCCCCCGCCCUGGACGGCCGCCCGCGCCGCGCUCGCCACUCGCACCCCAGCAGCCCCCGCCGCCGCCCCGGGCCUGGAGCCCGCUCCGCCUCGGCCUCGCUGCUGCCCGACGCCUUUGCGCUGACAGCCUUCGAGCGCGAGCCGCAGGCCCUGCGCCGCCCGCCCGCCCCGCCGGCGCUCUUCCCCGCGCGCGCCCCCGACGCCGCCGGCACCGCCCAGCCCGGCGUGGACACGGUGCCCCCUGGCGGGGCCAGCGCGCAGCGGAGCCCUGGGCCGCGCGCGGCUGCGCAUGCGCACGCCCGGCCCCUGCGGACAGCCCUGAGUGCGUCGUGGGGCGAACCCACCGGCCUGCCAGUGGCGGGCGGCGGCGGCAGCACCAGCAGCUUUCUGAGCUCGCCUUCCGAGUCCUCGGGCUACGCCACGCUGCACUCGGACUCGCUGGGCUCCGCGACCUAG